Molecule: messenger RNA, 540 nt
Organism: Mercenaria mercenaria
Lineage: Eukaryota; Metazoa; Mollusca; Bivalvia; Venerida; Veneridae
Product: perlucin-like protein
Exons: 4
Coding region: 38-493 (151 amino acids)
Source: RefSeq, a predicted model, not a curated record
UUCAGAAGGACUUGUCGAUAAAUAGCUAACUAGACAAAUGAUUGUUUACGUAUUUCUACUUGUGUGCGGAACUGGUCUAACCCUGGCAACGGAUUGUCCAGAUGGCUGGUUGGCAUUUAAAGGUUCCUGCUAUCUUUUUGGAACAAACAAUGUGCACUUUACCGAAGCUGAGAAUUACUGCCGAGAUCAACAUGAAUUUCAAAGUAGAUUGGUGCAUGUAGAAACAUCUGAGGAAAAUAUGUUUCUAAAAGGUUACAUGGGCGAUCAUCUAAAGGUACGAGAUUAUUGGCUUGGUAUGACGGAUGAACUUACGGAAGGAAGAUGGAAAUGGUACGGUGGAGAAACCGUAGGUCCAUACUUUGACUGGAAUCCAGGAGAGCCACAGGAUGCACACAGUGGUGAAGACUGUGCAAUAUUCCAUCAUAAAUUCCAUUUCAGAUGGGCAGAUACGUCUUGUACUUCGUCUAGGUCUGCAUUAUGCGAACUAAGGUAAAAAUUACCUUAUCGUAUUUUUCUCUCCAAAUGCACUUUUAACAUGUC